Molecule: messenger RNA, 792 nt
Organism: Phragmites australis (common reed)
Lineage: Eukaryota; Viridiplantae; Streptophyta; Magnoliopsida; Poales; Poaceae
Product: agamous-like MADS-box protein AGL29
Exons: 1
Coding region: 49-792 (247 amino acids)
Biological process (GO): positive regulation of transcription by RNA polymerase II
Molecular function (GO): RNA polymerase II cis-regulatory region sequence-specific DNA binding; DNA-binding transcription factor activity, RNA polymerase II-specific; protein dimerization activity
Source: RefSeq, a predicted model, not a curated record
UACUCUUUACGACUCAGUCAAGAAACCACACAUUUUGUCAUCUAGGAGAUGCUGAAGGGUAAGGCAUCCUUAGGAAGGCAAAAGAUUGAGAUCAAGCCCAUCCAGAAUGAGGAAGCACGACAGGUAUGCUUCUCCAAGCGCCGUCAAGGCCUAUUCAAGAAGGCUAGUGAGCUCUCCAUCCUUUGUGGUGCCAUGAUCGGUGCCAUUGUAUUCUCAAAAUCUGGUAGGACCUACUCCUUUGGCCAUCCCUCCAUUGACGCUGUUAUUAACCGCUUCCUCACUUCAGACUCUCCCGAUAAUGGCCCUACAUCGGGUGGUGAGAACCAUGAUAGUGGUGACGUGACAGAAACUGUGCAUAGGUUGAAUGUGCAGUACAUGGAGUUGCAAGAGUUGGUGGAGACUGAGAAGAAGAGAAAGGAGAGGGUGCAAGAGGCAACUGAGAAGGAAAUGGGUGGACGCUUGAUGCGGUGGUUGAAUGCUAAGGUCUCCGAAUUGGGGCUAGAUGAGCUGCAAGAGUUCCGCAAGGAGCUGGAGGCAUUACAUGGUGUUGUCCUGGGCAAGGUCAAUCAGGUGCUUCUAGACGCAAGGCAAACUCCAAGGUCAUUGCCACAACCACCUGUGGACACAGCUUCAGCCAUGCAAUACCAGUUUGGUGAGCAGAGUGAUAUGCCUAUGGUUGUCACUGCUCCUAGUUCAAGCAACAGUUUUAUUGAUGGCUUUGAAGUCAACGAUCCAUUGCUUAGUGUUGUCCAUGCCUCAGGGAAUUUCACCAACAACCAAAAUUAUGGUUGA